AUGGUUGGGAACAAAGAAGAGUGGAGGCAUCAGUCGCAGCCACGCAGCAGGCGUCGUUGCUGUCCCCAGUGGCUUGCUCUACGGAGGACGCCAGCAGCUUUUGCUGCUGAGGAUCUCAGUGGCCCUCCUGACAGCUGUGGACUCCCUGCAGCUUUCACAGCAGAGGACCCCAUAAUUCUCUGCACAGCAAACAAUCAAGAAAGCUGUAACCUUCAAGAAGCUGAUGUGAUUUUCUUUUUUGAUGGCUCUGAGUUUGUUACUAUGACAACUUUCUUGUCAGACUUAAUUGAUAAUUUUGACAUUCAGUCUCAAAAAAUUAAAAUUGGGACGGCCCCAUUUGGGGGCCACUACCAAGAAAUUAUUCAGUUGGAAAAUACACUGAUUACAACCCAAUAGAAGACUUCAAUUCAAACUGUCAUCAAAAGCAAUGAAUUUCCACGAAUCGACCUUGACCUGAAACAAGUGAGCGUCAUGUUUGAAUCAUCUGCUGGAGGGAGAAUGAACUCUGGAGUCCCUCAAACUUUGGUUGUUAUCACAUCCACGGAUCCCUCCUAUAAUGUGACAGAUGCAGCAGAAAUCCUGAAAAAACAUGGAAUUUGUGUCCUGGUUUUGGGCAUAGGAGAUAUUCAUAAGGAACAGCUUCUGCCAAUAACAGUCAAUCCUGAAAAAAUAAUCACUUAAGACUUCAAUAAAUUGAAGAAUGUGGAUAUGAAAAACAGAAUGGUCUGUGAAAUCUACCAGAGCUGUGGGAAAACCAAUUGCUUUGUGGACAUAGUGGUCAGGUUCGACCUUUCCACUCAUGGGCUCAGGCAGCAUUUUGACAGCCACCCUCAGCUGGAAUCAUACCUCCCAGGUAUCUUAGAGGACCUCAUCUCCAUCAGGGGAGGGAACUGUGGGGCAGGCGCAGAGGUGCAGGUGAGCAUGGCCUUUAAGGUGAGCAAUGACCAAGAAUUCCCUGCCAGGUUCGAAAUCUACCAGAGAAGGAUAUUUGACCACCUGCUGCAAGUCACCUUCAAUGGGCCGAGUCAUCUGAAUGCAGAGUUCUUGCAGUCUCUGUGGGACACGUUUGAGGAUAAAUCUGCAUCCCGAGGACAGGUGCUGCUCAUCUUUUCAGAUGGUUGGGGUGAAAGCAUCCCAAUGCUAGAAAAUCAAUCGGACAGGCUCAGGGAAGCAGGGCUUGAUGCUCUGCUGGUGGUCUCCCUGAACACAACUGCUCAAGAGGAUUUUUCCAGUUUUGAACUCAAAAAAGGAUUUGAUUACAGGACUCACUUGACCAUUGGAAUGAGAGAACUGGGCAGAAUGCUAGCACAGUAUCUGGGAAACAUUGCAGAGAGGACUUGCUGCUGUACCUUCUGCAAGUGUUCAGAGAUUCCAGGACCUCACAGGACCCGAGGACCACUAGCCUUGAAGGGUUUUCUGGGUCUGAAAGGCAGCAGAGGAUACAGGGGAGACGAUGGAGACCCUCACAUCUACCGACCCCCUAGGGAAGCCCGAGACAUGGGUGAAGCGAUGAGGUCUGUGGCCCGGAAUGUCUUCAGGCAGACGCAUGCAGGAGCCAGCGUGAGGAGAGUCGCCAUGUUUUCCAGCAAUGGGCAAACGACUCGCAGGACGUCACUCAUCACAGCCGCCGUGGAGCUGAGCACCCUGGGCAUCAGCCUAGCAGUCUUUGCUUUUAAUGAGAUUUUUCUUGAUGAGUCUUUUGGGUUUGACAACAGUGGAACACUUUGGGUGAUCCCAGUUUCUCCAAAUGGUGAAUAUGAACCAUUAGAAAGACUUCAGCUCUGUACACUUUGCUAUGAUAAAUGUUUCCCAAAUGCUCACAUCAAAGAGAUCUUUUUACCUGAAAAUUCAUACAUGGAUGUAGCCUUCCUCUUCGAAAAUUCUCAGAAUAUAGGAAGUGAUGCGUUUAAGGCUAUGAAAACCUUGGUUAGCUCAAUGCUUGACAACUUCCACAUUGCUUCAGAGCCAUUAAUCUCAGACCAUGGUGACAGGAUUGUCUUACAGAGCUAUUCUCCUCGGGAUAGAAAGAAGGGUGCAGCAAAAGCAGAGUUUGAGUUUACAACUUACGACAGCCAAGUCCUAAUGAAGAGCCACAUCCAGACUUCCCUCCAGCAGCUAGAAGAAGUCACCACUGGCUGUGCCCUACUGUGGACCACAGAGAAUCUCUUCUCCCAAACACCCAACCUGAGGAAACACAAAGUCAUCUUUGUGGUCUCAGCUGGAGAAAAUCAUGAGAGAAAGGAAUUCUUAAAGAAGACGGCUCUGAAGGCCAAGUGACAAGGCUACGUCAUAUUUGUGAUUUCUCUGGGUUCUGAACAUAAGGAUGACAUGGAGGCAUUAGCCAGCCACCCACUUGAUCACCACCUGAUACAGCUUGGGAGAAUUCAUAAACCAGAUCUGGAUUAUAUUGUAAAAUUCUUAAAGCCAUUUGUGUACUCAGACGUAAGAGAAUUCAAUCAGUAUCCACCGCCAGUGCUUGAGAAAGCCUGUGGUCUCGUUAGGGCAGAAGAAGCACUUAAGCAAAGAGCUUCUCAGAACAGGUUUGCUUCUGAGCUGCAUGAGAUUUCUUCCGGAGAGAACAGCUUCAUUGACCAGGAAUUACGUGCCAGGAGAGACUCAUCUCUUGUGCUGGAGGACAGUGGAGGCGACCAUUUGGUCUACAUUCCGAGACAGCGGCGGCCAAGGCGUCUGGCGCUGCUGGUAGUGAUGCCAGAGGUGUUGGCCGCAGUGAUCUUGGUGGUGGAGAUGGAGGAUAGAGGGCAUGGUGACAUGGCGGUAGCGCUUGCAGUGGCCUCACCAGGCAGGCCUGGGGUGGUGGUGGUGAGUGAAGAGGCUGUCCUGUCCUGGCCGUGUCGCUCACCCCCGCUGGCCUCAGCUGCCAUCUGUGAAACGGGAGUGGCAACAGUCCCGCUCACGGUGCUGCUGACAGAUGAAUUGGCAUUUCCUUAUGAGCCUGGAGAUGCCUCUCUUCAAGAAUAUCAUAUGUAUGUGGCUUUCCUCAUAGAUGCUUCCCAAAGAGUAGGAAAUGAUGAGUUUAAGGAAGUGAAAACUUUUAUAAGCUCAGUGCUUUGUUACCUUCACAUUGUCCCAGAUCCACUGACCUCCAGCUUAGGAGACGAGGCUGUCCUGAGCUACUCUCCUGCAGGCUAUGUGCCCAACACUGAGGAAUGGCCUGUCUGCCUGGAAUUUGAUUUGGUUACUUCUAACAGUAUCAGCCAAAUGAAACAUCAUCUCCAAGACAAUCUUCAACAGCUCAGUGGAGAUGUUUUUAUCAGUCAUGCCCUGCAGUGGACAGCUGAUGUCCUUGUGGGAACCCCCAGCCUGAGGAAAAACAAAGUUAUCUCUGUCAGAUUUGCUGGCGAGACCAACCCCUUAGACAAGGAAGUCUUAGGAAAUGUAUCUCUGAGAGCCAAGUGUCAGGGCUAUGCCAUAUUUGUGUUUUCCUCUGGCCCUACACACAAUGACAAGGAACGAGAGGAACUAGCCAGCCACCCACUGGAUCGGCACUUAGUCCAGCUUGGGCGGAUCCACAAGCCAGAUCUGAGCUAUAUCACCAAGUCUGUCAAGCCAUUUGCCCAUUUAAUCAGACGUGCCAUCAACAAAUAUCCCCUUGCAGGUCUGAGCUCCGAGUGUGCUGACAUCAGCUCCCUCAAUCCAGAGAACGCUGGCACAGAAAACACUGUGUUUCCCGCGAGGGACGUGGCCGGCGUGUGUCUCGUCGUCUCCCGUCUCUGUCACCUCGGCCGGACUCCCGAGGCGCACCGAGCAGGGCACGUCCUUGUGGGAGGGGACAAUCGCACGACUGGCUCCGGGACUGCUGACCGGAUCCGGGAGUUAUACCUGCUCUUUUCAGCUGGGGAACUGCUGAUGAGAGACAAGGAAGAGGCACAUGCAGAAGGAACUUGCGCUCUAGGAAACGGGAAGCAACGAGAUCAAAAAGGUGGAACUGAGUGGAAGGCUAAACAGAUAAAAUUAAAGAGAAAGCCUGUCUUUCUGCCAGAGGAACCAGGAAAAGAGAACCUAUGGGGUGGCCUCAGAGAGAAGAGGACUGGAGCAUCCUUUAAUUCUAAUUAUGGGAACUGCCUAAGUCCCAGCUGCCCCCUAAGCUGUGCAUGGAUGAGAAAACCCAAAACAAGACAUCAAAGGCUUUGGACAUUAAAUUGAGAUUGGAACCACUGCCUACAGAAGGUUGCAUUCUGAACCUACUGGAUUGAUUGUCUGCUUAAGAAAAUUAAAAUUCUACAGAAAAUGGUAAUAGGAUUCAGAGUCUAUACAACAUAAUAUUCAAAAUGUUCAGGAUAAAAUCCAGAAUUAUGCAAAAUUUAGAGAACCAGCAGAUGCAAACUAUUCUCAAAGGAAAAGACAACAGAUGCCAACCUCAAGUUGAUUAAAGUUUUGAUUAUUAGACAAAUAUAUUAAAACUGUUGUUAAAACUAUAUUUCCUGAAAUAAAGGCAAACAACUUGAUAUGAACAGAAAGAUAGACAUUCACAGCAGAGAAAUAGAGAUUUUUUUAAAAAGAACCAAAGGAAAAUUCUAGAAAUAAAAUAAUACAAUGUCUGAAAUUUUAAAAAUUCACCAGAUAGGCUCAGUAGCAGACUGAAGAUGACAGAGGAAAGUCAGUAAACUUAAAGACAGAUUAUUACAUACUCUGAAGAGAGAAAAAGGCUUUUUAAAAAUGAACAGAGCCUCAGACA
Messenger RNA from Manis pentadactyla (Chinese pangolin), 4696 nucleotides. Its product is annotated as collagen alpha-5(VI) chain-like. The record is from RefSeq and is a predicted model, not a curated record. Gene Ontology annotation, molecular function: extracellular matrix structural constituent conferring tensile strength. NCBI's taxonomy places the organism in Eukaryota, Metazoa, Chordata, Mammalia, Pholidota, Manidae. Gene Ontology annotation, biological process: extracellular matrix organization.